Paramecium octaurelia is the source of this 459-nucleotide messenger RNA. The record is from the annotation of a GenBank genome assembly. NCBI's taxonomy places the organism in Eukaryota, Ciliophora, Oligohymenophorea, Peniculida, Parameciidae.
AUGAGAACUCUAUAAACACGCAAUCCGAAUUCUUCAAUUCAUAAUCUAAAUAGCUUCAAAAAAAAUAUUACAUUUUCUUAUUACUAUUCUGAAACUUUUGAGGAAUUCCAAAAAAGACAAAGAGAUUAUGAUAAAUUAUAGAAAUAUCCCUAUCAUACUAGAUAGAAACCCAAAAACCUCAAUAAAUACAACUAUUCUAAGGCCGCUAAAGAGAUUAAAUAGUAAUUUUUUUAAACAAGGGCAAAUUUAAAAGAAUAUAUCUACUUCAAAGACCAUCAUUUGCAACAAUAAAAAAGAUCAAUUCAAACAAUUGUUGACAUUCUAAGAUAAUAGAAGAAGGUUUUAUAGGAUAAAAAAGUAAUAUCAGAGCAAAAAUAGAGAUAAUUCAAUCUGAUGUUAAUCCUUAUGAUUAUUAUUCCAAUUUUGUGCGUAAUGACUGUUUUGACUGAAUUAUUAUGA